This is a messenger RNA of Patiria miniata (bat star), 2199 nucleotides long. It is a transcript of the gene clptm1, whose product is annotated as cleft lip and palate transmembrane protein 1 homolog. The record is from RefSeq and is a predicted model, not a curated record. Bases 55 to 1959 code for a protein of 634 amino acids. Lineage: Eukaryota; Metazoa; Echinodermata; Asteroidea; Valvatida; Asterinidae. Gene Ontology annotation, cellular component: membrane; endomembrane system. The transcript has 14 exons.
GAAAUGACGUCGUGUUAUUGCUAAAUAUUCAUAUCUUUGCCAUUUAACUUCAACAUGGCGGACAACACAUCUGCUCAACCUGCGGCUGGUGAUAGAGAUGUGGCUUUGGCAAACGGCUCUGAAGUCGCUGAGAAUCAAAAUGGACAGGCAGGAGGCCAGCAGCAGGCUGCGCCCCCACAGAGCACCUGGCAAACCAUCAAAGGCAUCGCCUUCCGCAUCUUUGUCUUCUACAUGGUCAUGAGUUUCUUCCGUAAAUCCUCCACGCCCACCGAGGACACGGCCGUUACUACAGAGGACGGCAAGAGUAUCGCCUCGUCGAGCAAGAUGGCCAUGAACCUAUUUGAGACAGGAAUGAUGAUGGAUCUUCGUAUCUACAUCUCCGACAAGGAUCAAUUCACUCAGUUCAACGAGAGUCAAUACCUGUUCUGGGAGCUGACAGACUUGGAGUAUGGAGACUGGGUCGGCGGACCCAAUGAGGACGGAUCGUACACAAUGUCGGACUUUGUAGAUGUUUCUGAGGAAACCAUGAACAAUGGUUCCCUCUACGCUCACAUCUACUUCACCAAGAGUGGCUACUCACCAGAUCCAAGACAGAAAGGAAAGUACGCCAAAAGAUACACAAUCUCCACAUCCAAACGGUUAAACCGUUUCAAGAAGCGUCAUUUCACCAAGACAAAGAACCUCCUGACGGGAGCAACAGAGGCUAGUGAGGAAGAUAUCAAGAGGGCUGAAGAGGAAGGCCCAACUCAGAUCGUCUCCCACUGGCAUCCCAAUCUCACCAUCAACAUUGUGGAUGACCACACCCCCUGGAAGCGAGGCAGUGUUCCACAACCACUUGAUGAGUUGGUAAGGUUUCACGUAUCUGGUGAUUACUAUCCCAUCGUGUACGUCAACGAUUACUGGAAUCUCAACAGUGACUACAUGCCCAUCAAUGAGACCACACCACGCCUACCCCUGUUCCUGACCUACACGCCAAUCUCCUUGUUCAAGCUUCAGUUUUAUGCUGCCCAGUCCAUGCGUAAUCAGUGGACUAUGAUUCUUGGCGAUGGUGGAGGCGGUGGGGAGGACGAUGAUGAGCAAGAUAGCUUGAAGAGAGCCAUGCUGGAGACCAACCCAUACCUUCUUGGCCUCACGUUUGUCGUCUCCAUUGUGCACAGUGUCUUCGAAUUCCUGGCUUUCAAAAACGAUAUUCAAUUCUGGAACAAUCGUAAGUCUCUGGAGGGUCUGUCCGUACGUUCGGUGUUCUUCGGUGUGUUCCAGUCACUCAUCGUGCUGCUGUACAUCAUGGACAACGAGACCAACUUUGUGGUCAAGGUCAGCGUGUUCAUUGGGCUGAUCAUUGAGGCUUGGAAGAUCACCAAGGUCGUCAAUGUCAAGUUUGAUACAGCUAAUCCCUACCUUGGAUUCAUACCCGUACGAUUUGAAGACAAGUCGUCCUACACCGAGUCAUCUACCAAGAAAUAUGAUACGAUGGCCUUCAAGUAUCUGUCGUGGCUUCUCUUCCCACUCUUAGCCGGUUACUCAGUCUACUCAGUCAUAUACCAAGAGCAUAAAGGCUGGUACUCGUUUGUGCUCAACAUGCUCUAUGGCUUCCUCCUUACCUUCGGGUUCAUCAUGAUGACGCCCCAGCUCUUCAUCAACUACAAGCUGAAGUCCGUGGCCCACCUGCCGUGGCGCAUGCUGACCUACAAAGCACUCAACACCUUCAUCGACGACAUCUUUGCCUUCGUCAUCAAGAUGCCCAUGCUGUAUCGCAUUGGCUGUCUUCGCGAUGAUGUGAUCUUCAUAAUCUACGUCUACCAGCGCUACAUCUACCCUGUGGAUCUGAAACGAGUCAACGAGUUUGGCACUACAGGGGAGAUGCACAUUGAAGCAGACGGCAAGACCCCCGUAGAUGCUGCAGGGGAACAGGCGGCGAUAGCCCCGCCGAAGAGCCAAGAAGAAAAGAAAAAGGACUAGAAAAGUCUCUUCACUGGUACACGAGUGGCUCACUGGUUGAUGCCACAUUAUCUAAGUAGUUCUCUGUGAUUAUAUUCCUUGGUGUUUGGUUUUUGGUAUCAUGGCAAUCGGUAUUGUGAAUUGUUCCGUUCUUUCUUUGUGUGAUGUCUUGUGGCAGUGUGGUUGUCUUAGUUUAAUUCUUACGCCAAAAUACAAAUAUAUUGGCUUGGUAAUUCAUUACUAUGUAUUGUCUUGAGUUAU